Molecule: messenger RNA, 1653 nt
Organism: Impatiens glandulifera
Lineage: Eukaryota; Viridiplantae; Streptophyta; Magnoliopsida; Ericales; Balsaminaceae
Product: DNA ligase 1-like
Exons: 5
Coding region: 1-1653 (550 amino acids)
Source: RefSeq, a predicted model, not a curated record
AUGAAACUAGCCAAGACAGCUUCCAAGCUCCCUGAAGUUAACGAUGAAACUAGCGAAGACAACUCUCAUCAAAUCCCUUAUGCGACGACUCCUCAAACUUAUGAAGACAAUUCUACAUCUUCUACACCCAAUCUAGUGUCUCAAGCCCAUACUGAUGCUGAUGCCAAACUUGAUGAGCUCACAAAGGAUGAACAAAAGAAUGGAGGAGGAGAAGAAAAAGAAGAGGGUGCUACUGAGAUGAGGACGAAGAGGAAGAAUGACGAUGUGCAACUUGAUACUGAGAUGAGGACGAAGAGGAAGAAUGAUGAGGUGAUGAACAAGAUUAAGAAUUUUGAGGUGAUGAAUAAGAGGAAGCAGGAUGAAGUUGAUACGAUGAAGAGAAAGAAUGAUGAGGUGAUGAAGAAGAGGAAGCAUGAUCAAGUUGAUGAGAUGAAGAGAAAGAAUGAUGAGGUGAUGAAGAAGAGGAAGAAGGAUGAUGAGAUUAAGAGAAAGAUGAAUGAGAGGAAGGAGAGGGUAUCGAAUUUGGCAAAGAAGAGGAAGGCUGAUGAGGAGAAGAGGAAGGCGAAUGAGUUGGCCAUUAAAAGGAAGGCGAAUGAGUUGGCCAAGAAGAGGAAGUUGCCAAAGAAGAGGAAGGAGAAGAACAAUGAUUCGCGCCCCACGCCAAAAGCCUCUCGCAAAUUGAGUUUUGAUCGCCCAGAGGAUAAGAAUGAUGAUGUGCAUGACAAGGAUCCAGAGGAGAAGAAUGAUGAUGUGCAUGACAAGGAUCGCCCAGAUGUGGAGGAGGAGAAGAAUAAGGAGAAGGAGGUGGGGGUGGAGGAGAAGAAUGAUAAUGUGCCGGACGAGGAUUCGCUCCCUACACCCCAAUCCUCUCCCAAAUUGAAGGAUGUGGAUGAGGAUAAGAAUAAAGAGAAGGAGGUGCUGGAGGAGGAGAACAAAGAGGUUGAGGUGGAAGUUGAGAAGAAUAAGGAGAAGGAGGUGCUGGAGGAGGAGAACAAAGAGGUGGAGGUGGAAGCUGAGAAGAAUAAGGAGAAGGAGGUGCUGGAGGAGGAGAACAAAGAGGUGGAGGUGAAAGCUGAGAAGAAUAAGGAGAAGGAGGAGGAGACUAAGAAUGACAAGGAGAAGAAAGAGGAGGUGAAGGAGGAGACUAAGAAUGACAAGGACGAGGAUAAGGAGAUUGUGAAGGAGGUGAUUGUGGAGAUUGAGGAGGAGAAGAAGAAUAAGGAGAAGGAGGUGAUUGUGGAGACUAAGGAGGAGAAAAAGAAGAAGGAGAAGAAUAAGGAGAAGGAGGUGAAUGAUGUGAAAGAAUUGACUCCAUCACAAUUUGUUGGUAAAAGUUUUCGGAGAAAGAAGGUGAAAUCGAAACAAUUGGGGGACUACACCGACCCUGGUGGGAAAGGGUUUAAACUAAAUGAUCCGGUUAAGGUUAAUCCGCUGUUACGAAUUGACAAGGAAAAGAUGAAGACUUUGAAGAAAUGGUUAAAGAGUGAUGGAAAGGAUUUCAAGGAUUUGACGGUUUGCGAUGGAGAUCGUUCUUUAUUCAACAGAUUGCUCAAGCCUCAAGAUUGGUUACACGAUAAGAAUAUGUUCCCAAAGGAUGAAUAUGACGACUUCAUGAAACCGAUGUGUGUAAUGAUGCCGUACUUGCUUGAAUAG